AUGAAGCUGAACAUCGUCGCAGCAGCAGUCGCACUCGCUGCGGUCUCUUCGUCCUGCAUCAGCGCUCUUCCUCUCCCGCUCGAGUCUCGCGCAUCCGUACCCGAUGUCUUCAACGUCGACGUCCAGAACCUCUAUCCCGAAGACACCGUCUUCGACAAGGCGCGCGGCCUGUUCUAUCAGUCGAACCUAUGGAAAGGCCGCAUCUCUGUCACGAGUGCUCGUGACGACUCUCACUUCAACGUGCUCAUCCCUGGCGUUUCCAGCAGUGGCGAUGGUGACCAGCAGAUGGCCGGGUUGUCGAUCAACGGGGCAGGUGACAAGCUGUUUGCGGUUGCCAAAAACUCGGCUGCUUUCCGAUUCGAUGCGGGGCAGCGACCUGAGGGAGCCGACUCUUUCCACCGAUUCAACCUUCCUGUCGAUGCUGGCAGUGCUCCUUCGUGGAGUGUCAGCCUGAAUGGCGUGCAAACCGAGUUCCAGCUGACGCGCGGGACGUUGCCGUUUGGUCCGGUAGCUUCUGCCCAAGAUGGACAGGACAACUCGUACGUCGUCUUUGCACUUGGCAUGCCAGCCAUCGCAAAAGUCUCUGCUGACGGCCGAACCAUCACACCUUGGUUCUCCGAAGCAUCCAACGGAAGUCAACGGCCAGGAUACACCGGCAUCGCAUACAUCCCCGAGGACAACGUGCUUGUUGCUUUCGGCGGUCCUCGUCCCCUCACCGCUUUCGACUUGAACGAUCCCAACCCCUCCGCCAUCCCCGUCAGACUCACCGGAACCAACUUCGGAGGUCUGGAUGGGACCGAAAAGAUCCACACGAUCCAGGUCAACGGCAAGAGCAACUUGUUCGGCAGCAAAGCUCCCAACGCCUACAAGUUCCAGUCUAACGACCGAUGGCGCACUGCGAGCGUUGCUUCGUCCACGAGGGACGAAUUCAAGACCAACUCACUCACUGUGGUGACCGAGGCCAACUUCAACGGCCAGCAACAGAUCUACGGUGGCGGGGCUUACUUUGGCGAAGGCGCGAAGGGCGGGAGGACUCAGUUCCCGUUGUACAGGAUCUACAACUUGCUGUAG
Molecule: messenger RNA, 1071 nt
Organism: Pseudozyma hubeiensis SY62
Lineage: Eukaryota; Fungi; Basidiomycota; Ustilaginomycetes; Ustilaginales; Ustilaginaceae
Exons: 1
Coding region: 1-1071 (356 amino acids)
Source: RefSeq, a predicted model, not a curated record